AUGGCUACCUACACGACGAUCCCGAAAGACGAGGCCGAGCCCCUCAUCGCCGCGGCGCCGAAGGCGGCGUCGCCCAAGUUCAAGGUCACCGCGGCCGCUCUAUGCAUCGCAUGCGCUGUCGCGGGCUACCAGGCGCCCGCGGCGGUCGGGAAGUACCUGUCCUUCGGGGCGACCGGCGGGGAAAAGCUGCCAUCGUCGGAGUUGAACGGGUCGUGGGACGUACAGAUAUGUCUUAAAGGCAAGGACUACUGCCUCGGCGUGCCGAACAGUUCUAGCAGCGCAUAAAUCAAAUUUCGCGGCGCCCCCGCCCGCUAUCGGUACGCCCGACUCACUCGGUGGUUUACACGCAGAGGGUAACAAGAUUCAAGACCCGCCUUUGGGCGGCGACGAUGAUUUGAACCGCGUCACACUCUUCACCAAGAGUGACUCCCCUUCACAGGGCAUUCAGAAGUUUAGGUUGGAGAAAUAUUCCUCCACAGGCCAGGCCGACAGAUACUACCUGCGCUUCCUAUCCAGAGACGGCAAUUACGAUGGCUGUGUCGCGCUCUACGGGCGCAACGGCCAGUACAGCAAUGGAGGCUCGCCCAUCCAGAUGCAGGAGUGCCAGUGGAUCGACAACAGCGGCGGCCAGCGCCAGCAGAUCACCUUGCCCAUGGGAGGCGGGAAUCCUCGCAGAGGACAGAAGUACGACGGCUACCUCGACUACGUCCUUACUCAGAAGUUCUGCAUCGGCUCGACGGACGGGUCCCCUAGCAACAACAAGGACGUGUUCUCGAACAAGUGCUACAACACCAAGUACACGGUCGAGUACUUGUCAAACCAGUACUAG
Messenger RNA from Pelagomonas calceolata, 829 nucleotides. NCBI's taxonomy places the organism in Eukaryota, Pelagophyceae, Pelagomonadales, Pelagomonadaceae. The record is from the annotation of a GenBank genome assembly.